AUGACACUUUCUCUUCAUGCCUUUCCUUUCAGUACAUUAGGUGCGCGCUUUUUUUUCCCCUUUUUGUGUUUGGUCAUGCGUGCUUCCAGUGCAAACGCAAGACUGGUUCAGCGACACGAGCGCCAGAAGGCACAGAGUGCUGCGAAAGCAUCGUCUGCCCGGUUUAAUGCGAAGCAAAGCCGGUUUCAAUUGCGGCAGGAGGAGGCUCAGGUGAGGAAUGAAAUUCAGAAAGAACCCCUACCGAUAUCGUCGGCCGUUACUGCCCCAAACAGAGACCAGACGUCUACGUUUAGCCGAUUCGAUAGACCCCCAGCACGUGCCUCAACUGCCAUGGUGGCAACAACAAACACAACCACAACUACCACAGCAACUUUUGGGCUUGCUCCAGUGAGGCGCACAACAAAUGCCAACGCCAUGGGACAUGUCGGCACUCGAACUUCUCGUCGUGCAGCGAGGUUCCGUCUUGAGGAUGCUGAGGGAACUCAUUCAUCUGCUGUUGGGGAUAAUAAUAUGCCGGAGGUUGGUGGUCUUCUUGGGACGGUUCGCCGUCCUCGUCAGGCGGAGGUCGACGACGACGCCAGCGGUGAUGCCGGGCGGAAGAAGACGCGUGUGGAGAAGUUUCAGGAGGUUAUGGCUAAUAGUAAGGAGCAUCGUGCCCAUCUGCAGCGCGAGCGAGAACAGCGAUCCGUCCAAACCAAAGCGAUUGAUCAGGAGUUUAACAACGUUUUGCACCUCUUGGAGCGCCGGGACAAAGUGAAGGAGGAUCGUGAGGCUUUCAACGCUGCAGGAACGCCUGAGGUUCGGGCCCUUCUGCAGUCUUUUCGCACAAACCAUGUGGCGAAAGUGCUCUCCCUGCGAAGUGACGGGAGCUACACGGUUGCCCCGCUGUCAGCUCCAGACGAGAAGGCGGCUAAUGUUUCAACUACCACCGCAACUGCUGCCACUUCAGUAACCGCCGAAGGCACGAAGCAGGAAACCACUUCAUUUCUGGACAGCGCAGACAUGGAGCUCUUACGCAAGGUGCGCAGCGGUGUGGCAGAGCGGGAAGUUGUGCCGGGGGCAAAGGAAUCUGAUAUAGCAAUGGGUUCAGCUCGUCCAAGUAGGUCUAAUGUGGUAGACGAAGAGGCAAAUGCGGAAGCAGACGAGUUCGACCGCAUGAUGCAGUCGAUGCGACUCGAGACGCGCCGGGCUAUUGCCGGUGACCGUACCUUGACAGAAGAAGAGCAAAAGCAGAAAUUGUUGGAACAGGAAUUACUUGAGGCAGACCGUGGGGCAAUGCCAACUAUUUCGCACAAUAGGGAGCAGCUUACGCGAGCCGAGUUGUUAAGUCGUGGAGGUGAUUUUCCUGAAAUGGGAGAUGAUGAUGGCAGUGUUCCUGAGGGAGAGUUGGAGGACAACCUUGACAUUUCAACUGCGUAUGACAGUGAUGGGGCCUCCCAGCGCAGCGAUGAUGACGGUACCGGAAAUUACGACGGGAAGGAAGCAUAUGAAGGAGAUGACGUCCAUCAAGAGUUGGGAGUGACAGGUGCUGGCGCGGGUGGUUUGGGAGCGUUGGAGAUAUUGUUGAGUGAAGUAGAAACUCUUAGCCGUAGUGGCAAUGGGACGCGCUCGGCACGUGCUGCACGAGGUGAGGCGUACCAUGCAUUGCUCAUUCGCUUGUAUCGUUAUGCACAGAGUCACGUAUUACACACCGCGCAAACAUUUCGUGCGCUUCUUAUCGAGGCUCAGCGCUCAUUUCUUCGGCAUGGAAGUCUUGAUCGCGCUACGCUACUUCUACUCCACACGACUUCCCGGAUAUUUCCCAUGACAGACUAUCGCCACGCCGUCACUACGCCAUUUUUUAUAUUUCUGUGCUCCACGCUAUUGCAGAUGAAACUGAAGACGGUUGCUCAGGCGCGCGAUUAUGCGGUGCUUGCCGGCCUUCUUUGUAGUUGCAUGCUGCAGGGCGGCAAAUUCUGCGCGGAGGCGAUCAUAGCACCACUUAAUCUUAUUGCACUCCAAGUGCCGCGGAGUGUAUUGGAACCAGCGCGCCUGCAGGGAAUAUGCGUGCCAUUCCCUUUAGUUGGACGAGGGGAUACGGAGGUGGCGUUGUUACUGACGAAUGAGAAGGAGAGUUUAUCAGCUCCCACUGCACACGACGGUGAUGACAAUGUUAAGGAAGGUGACGGCACCGCUGAGGCCAAAGCCGCAAAUAAUGAAGAAGAUGUGGAUGAACCGCUAUUGGAAGGUACACUUGCCGUCCUUGAGACGGAUGUAAGCGCAGAGCGCAUUGUGCGGUACGCCUACAGGCUACUGUCGGUUCAAGCGGAUGCUCUGCGUAAUGUGCCCGCAUUCGAGUACUGUUUGGCUGCUCCUUUCAGAGCUCUGCACGAGCGCCUCACGGCUGCUGCAAUUACAUCGACCGCAAAGCGUGGUAAGGGCAAAUCAUCUUCUGACAGCAAGGUUAUGGCGUGUUGGAAGCCGUCACCACUUGUGCAAGCUGACCACGAAGCACUUCUAGAGAAACUAACGCAGUUCACUUCUGAUGCACGGAACCGUCGCACGCCUCUCGCUAUGCGGAACUUUCGUCCACGUCCCAUUCGUCAGUUUGAUCCGCUGCUGCACGAACGUGAGGAUAUUGGCGGCGACGCCAACAUGUCGACUUCUGUUUUGAAGAGUGAAGUGCGUCAGAUGAAACGGGAGCUUCGGGAAGACAGAAAACGUGUCGUGCGGCACCUGCAAGCGGAAGCAAAUGUGGAACGAAGACAACGGGAGCGUGCGGCGGCUGAAGUGGAGGCGCAGCGCGAGCGCAAAUACCGGGAGCUUAUGGGAUCGCUACAAGCACAACAACAUAUAAUGAAAACUGUCGAUGGACUUCAGGCGAAGGCGCGGUCGAAGAAACGGCGAAGCAUCUCCGGCCUUCCCGGAAAAGCGGAGGACAAUACCGAUGGUGGAGGCGCGUGA
Trypanosoma brucei brucei TREU927 is the source of this 2943-nucleotide messenger RNA. RefSeq lists its product as hypothetical. Gene Ontology annotation, biological process: maturation of SSU-rRNA. The transcript has a single exon. Lineage: Eukaryota; Euglenozoa; Kinetoplastea; Trypanosomatida; Trypanosomatidae. The record is from RefSeq and is a predicted model, not a curated record. Gene Ontology annotation, cellular component: Noc4p-Nop14p complex; small-subunit processome; nucleolus. Bases 1 to 2943 code for a protein of 980 amino acids.